AUGUCCCGUGAUAUUUCCCCGUUAUUUACAUCACUCGUUUCAUCCAUUAAACCAACAAUUCCAAAAUUAUCACCCAUUUCUGAGGAGGAGAAGAAAAAAACUUCACUUACUGGCUAUGAAUUUUCUUUUCAGACACGUGCUGAAAGUCUUCAUUCAAGUCUUAAAGUCUUAUCAAAUUAUUUAAAACGUAUUCAUCAAUUAACAGCUGGUACUUUAGGCAAUUCAACUAAACAACGUUUACAUGCUGAGUUAACUGAAAAUGUCACUGUUUUGAUUGAACAAUGUACUUUAUUGUUAGCACAAUUAAAAGAUCUAAUUCAUACUACAAAAGAUAUUAGUAAAGUUGAUCGAAGCAUAACUUCAAUACAUGAUGAUUCAAAUAUUAGUAAUAGUAAAAAUCAACUUAUAUUACAUCGUCUAACAAUUCAUAAACUACUAAGUGAAGAAUUAGAUUCUUUAAAAAAACUGCGGGAAAGUGAAAUCAGGAGACAACAACGUCUUGUCGAGUUUUCAGGAAAUCUUGCUACUGGUGUACGCUCUGUUGCCGCAUCGGGUACAAAUGUCACUGCAUAUUUAAAGCGUCCCAAUAAAUAUGAUAACAACGAUACAAAGUUAAGAAGACGUGGUAAUAAUAAUGAUAAUAAUAAAACUAAUGAUGUUUUAAACUAUCAUGAAUCUCGACAUGAAGAAAAUUUCACAGAAAAUGAAUUACGUACACUUGAAGUUGAAAAUCAAAUACUCUAUCAACAUUUUACGCAAGAGAAAGAUGAACUGCAUCAAGUAGCUAAGAAAAUCUCUGAAAUUGGUCACUUAAACCAAACAUUAUCAGAACACCUAAUGGAACAAUUAGAGACAACUGAAAAGAUAGCUGAUUCGUCUGUAACUGCCACUGAGUAUAUUCGUCAGGGAAAUGAAUUACUUCGUGAAGCAAUCAAUUCUAAAGCAACUGUACAAUUUUGGAUGCUUUUUAUUCUUAUAAUCUUAACAUUCUCUCUUCAUUUUCUUGAUUGGUUCUAUCCAUAA
Messenger RNA from Schistosoma rodhaini, 1023 nucleotides. Lineage: Eukaryota; Metazoa; Platyhelminthes; Trematoda; Strigeidida; Schistosomatidae. The record is from the annotation of a GenBank genome assembly.